This is a messenger RNA of Patiria miniata (bat star), 3243 nucleotides long. RefSeq lists its product as uncharacterized. NCBI's taxonomy places the organism in Eukaryota, Metazoa, Echinodermata, Asteroidea, Valvatida, Asterinidae. Bases 394 to 2481 code for a protein of 695 amino acids. The transcript is spliced from 14 exons. Gene Ontology annotation, molecular function: lipid binding. The record is from RefSeq and is a predicted model, not a curated record.
UAGACUAUUUCCGUUCUAGGUACGUUUGACCGCAUAUCCCAUGUACCGCCCCCAUUUUGGGGACAUGCGGAAUCCCUGCACUAUUCCGUGCAUGCUAGAUCAGAUGAUUCAGAUCAUUCAGCUGUACUUAUUACAUGUAUUAUGUCUGUGCGAUCUCUUUCAAGAGAAGCAGAAGGAGUACUUUUACAUGUAGCAGUCUGAGUUCUUUGAAUGAGGCAGUUUGUGAUGAGCAAAAUACCAGUGUUUUACUCAGUCGAUAAAUGAAAAUGAUGUCUUAAAUUUGACCACGGACUGCGGAGUCAGAGAGUUCUUGCACGUCUUGCUCCAUUAUCAGAUUUUCACCUGCAGAUGUAAUACCGUUGAGAGAGUAGACAUCAGACGCGACAUUCUACCAUGGCAGUGUUGUCUGCCGUAACUCUCUUAGAAUGGGACGUUGUGGUUUUCUGGUGUAUGGUUACAGCUUCCCUCAUUUUCCUGCUAGUAUUACUUGCCACUGUCUUCUUCCAGGAGGACCAAAUGUCCAGCAAAUAUCACCGACAACAAACAGCACUACAGCUUCUCCUUGGACAGAAGGUACCGUUAUUACCAAUUGAGUCCAGUCUGGGAUGGCAGCUGGCUGGGGUCUUCAACAAUCUGAGGGCGUGGACCAGGUGUGUAGCCAUGCCCAAUCAGUCCAGCCAGACCCUCCAUGGAUGCUGGGCAACAGUGGAUGCCGAAGCUGAGGACAUCCUAGCCGCGGUGCAGAACAUCACCAAGCAGCGAGAGUGGGACCCCUCCAUCGCCACCAUCAGCCAGUCCUCCCCUCCUCGGGUCCUGGACGACUUGGACGCAGAGAAUCCUGUCAUGAUGGACGUGGUUUGCGUCACGUUGACCUCCCAGCUCCAAUCGGAGCCUGUUCACCCGGGCAUUCUAAGGUCAAGCCUACAUCAUCUCUUGAGGUUACUACCCAUGAGUAUGACAUCUUGGGUGAUGAAGACUACAAAUGAGGUGCAAGAACAAAAGGAAAUUGUCAUGAACAGAAUCUGGAAGGUUGAACGGGAUGGCUCGUGCUGGAUGUUCAGCAAGAAUGAGGACAGUGUACAGGCUACCCACACCCCAUGGUGCUAUUUCUUAAUUCAACCGAUACUCGAAACGUCGGGUAGGAGCGUGUUUCACAUAAUUUGGAACCCCUCAACGGACCAAGUGACAAAAGAUGUUAGCAAAUGCCUUGCCACGCGCCUGGCAGCGCUCUGUCAGUACAUCAAACUCACACAGUUGAAGCUUCCGCCCCUCACGUCCUCGACCCUUCAGCACGUCGGCGACUUGCUGCCCCUCUUCACAGAAGAGGAUGAGGACGAACCGAUCGGGACACAGGACGCUGUCGCGGAGGAACCGCGGCAAAGCAGAAGCUCCAAGGCGAGGAAGCAGGGUUGGGACAGGGGAACAGGCGAGCCACCAGAAGGAACAGCGAGAACAAACAGCAGGUCCAAAGCGAAGCCUGGCAGGAAGAGCCUCUCGCCCUCCGGUAAAGUGAAGAGAACAGUGCCCUCCCGGGGCAGGCGACAGAGGGGGAGGGUCCCGGGGGUUGGUGGUGGUGGUCUUGCCGCUGGUGGUGGGAGCUUUGCUGGUGCUGGUGACGGGGUCGGAAACACGGCUUCAUCCUCGAGCGAAGACACGGGCUACUCUGAUUGGAUGAGCAACAAGGGCAGCCUGGAGAGGGACGGCAAGGCCCCCGGGGUCGUGACCUCUGAACCAGGGGUCGUGACAGGGUUGAUGGAUUACAUGCUUUGUGAUGAGGAGCCAACAUCUCUGAAAGAUGGAUCAGACGAGCUGUACACAUUAGCCAAUCAGUGCACAGCCGAGCUCCUGAAACAGUCCAAUCAGGUAGCAGCGAUCAACGUGAACACCAGCGUGGUUGAGCAGAAGACCCAGACCGGAGGCUGGUUCUUUCACUCAGUAUGCAAAGAAGUUGUGAUUAUGCAGAAGAAUCCAGUGCAGGGGAAGUACCAUUGUUUCCUAGGGAAGGGUGUCAUCAGAGCACCCCCGGAAGAAGUCUUCAAAGCUGUGAAGAAUCCCAGAACUCGGUUCAUCUACGACAACAUGCUCAAGAAAAUGGACAUCAUCAAGGAACUUAACGACAAAGUUCAAAUUGUUUAUGCAGUACAUGAAGUCCCACAGCUUCUGAGAAAAGAAUCCAGAGAUUUCUGCCUUCUGCAAACCAGCAAAACUGAGGGUUCGUCACACAUCGUAGCCUUCACGUCGGCUAACGUAGCCGAGUGUCCCCCAUCAGACACCAUCCCCCGGUCUCACGUUCUGCCCAGCGGAUGGAUUAUUGAGCCUAGGCUUGACGACAGGGGGUCACGCUUAUCCAUGGUCACGUACAUAGUGCAGGUGAGCAUAGGUGGCAAGAGCGUGCCGGCUAGCUUCGUAAAUUUCCUGUCCAAGCGUGUGCCUCUCAGCGUCGCGUAUCUUCGCCUCUUCAUCGAGUCAGAGAACAUGUAAUUGGAUUCUAAACUACAGCCCAUCUGCAAGAAGUUUGGUAUCAAUAUUUACACAGUUAGAGUCCAUAUCAUUUGCUGAUGACCACAAUCUGCGUAAUUUGCGGCCUUUUGGGGCCUUUUAAUGUUCAUUUUCUUAAGGUCCAUUAAGGACAGUUAAGUCUUUGAAUGGCUAUUUAUCCCAAAGUUGAGACCUAUGUCAGAUUACUGAGAAUUUGUAGUAUUGAUCAGUAAACCUGAAUAUUUUAACCGUUCUAAAGUGGAUUAUAAAAAUAAUAGGUUGAAUAAAAAGUUGACUUGAGACAGAUUGGAACCUGUACCAACACGGUACCAACUAAGCUAUCCAAUGUCCUUGUUCCUGGGACAAGUAUCACUUCAUGAACAAAGACACCAAAACAGUUGGGACGCCACCAACAUACUUCUGGAUAUCUCAGACGAUUGAGUACCUGUAUGUUGUUCUGGCAGGUCACAGGCCCAAAUCUUGCUCCCGUCAAUUUCUUUGUUCCAACGAAUAUUGUUUAAAAGUGAACCUAGUGAGUAUAGUGGUUUAUUUGAUGCCUCGAAGAACUGAAAAUAUGUGUUUCCUUCUUGACUUCUCUGGUACAAACAAACUGUGCCAGAGAGUUACUGGGUGUUUCUAUUGAAAUUUGAUCACUGAAACUUAGUUUUAUAUGAUGCCAGGUUGCAAAUGUUUUGCGAUGACAGGUCGCAAAUGUGCAAAUGCGAAAUAUGCUCAGAACAUUGAAGCCUCAGAACAUUUGCAAAA